CCGAAGCUUGGAAGUGGCCCUGAGGGUCAUGUAGUCCGACCCCCCUGCAACGCCUAACGUUGGGUUUGGACCCACAGCCGUGAGAAACAAAAAGAAUCUCAUGUGCUGCUACCGGCUGAGUGAUCCCCGGCCUCCCCUCUAAGAGGGGAGACGAGGAGCGGAGAAGAAGAGCGAAGCGGCCGGCGAUGGCGUUGCAGGCGGCGCACCUGGAGGCCGACGCCUUCCUCGUCUGCAUGGUCCACGCGCUGAGCACUGAGCAAGAGGAGGUCAUGGGCCUCUGCAUUGGCGAGGUUGGUGCUAGCCGGAUAGUUCAUAUUCACUCCGUGAUCAUUCUACACCGGUCAGAUAAGAGAAAAGAUCGUGUGGAGAUUUCCCCAGAGCAGCUCUCAGCUGCUUCAACAGAAGCAGAGAGAUUGGCUAAGUUAACAGGACAGCCUACAAGAGUUGUCGGCUGGUAUCAUUCUCAUCCCCACAUAACAGUUUGGCCAUCACACGUAGACCUCUGCACACAAGCGAUGUAUCAGAUGAUGGACCAAGACUUUGUGGGGCUUAUCUUCUCUUGUUUCAAUGAUGACAAAAACACAAAGACUGGCCGGAUUCUGUUCACCUGUUUCCAGUCCAUUCAAGCCCAAAAGAGCUCCGAGUAUGAAAGGAUUGAAAUUCCUGUUCAUAUAAUUCCUCACACCACCAUGGGGAAAGCGUGUCUUGAGUCAAUGAUGGAGCUCCCCAGGAUCUUGUGUCAAGAGGAGCAAGAUGCUUACAGGAAAAUCCACAGCCUUACUCAUCUGGAUCCCAUAACCAAGAUCCACAAUGGUGCAGUGUUCACUAAGAAGCUCUGCAGCCAGAUGUCUGUCAUCAGUGGUCCUCUUAUGCAGUGGCUGGAGGAUCGCUUGAAGAAAAACAAAGAGAGGGUGCAGGAACUGCAGCAGGAGAAAGAGAAACUUCUGGAGGAACUCGCUGCCUUGGAGGGAGAAGAACAAAACCUCAUGGCCUAAGAAACAGCCAAAUGUUCCCAAGUUUGGCUUCAUCCAACC
Messenger RNA from Lacerta agilis (Sand lizard), 1034 nucleotides. It is a transcript of the gene BRCC3, whose product is annotated as BRCA1/BRCA2-containing complex subunit 3. NCBI's taxonomy places the organism in Eukaryota, Metazoa, Chordata, Lepidosauria, Squamata, Lacertidae. The transcript has 8 exons. Gene Ontology annotation, biological process: double-strand break repair. The coding region runs from base 186 to 995 and encodes 269 amino acids. The record is from RefSeq and is a predicted model, not a curated record. Gene Ontology annotation, cellular component: BRCA1-A complex; BRISC complex. Gene Ontology annotation, molecular function: cysteine-type deubiquitinase activity; polyubiquitin modification-dependent protein binding; metallopeptidase activity.